Closterium sp. NIES-67 is the source of this 2059-nucleotide messenger RNA. NCBI's taxonomy places the organism in Eukaryota, Viridiplantae, Streptophyta, Zygnematophyceae, Desmidiales, Closteriaceae. The record is from the annotation of a GenBank genome assembly.
UGCCCUCCCACACAGCCAAUUCCUAGUUCUGUUCCUACCUAGUCUUUUUUCCGAGUUAUCUCAAGUUCCUUGGUUUGCCUAAGGCACUGAGCUGACAUUCCCAAAGGCAUCAACCCACAGCGAAUACUAGAGCUUGAUCUUACGAACGCUUCACUCUGAAUCUUUCGUUUUUUUGUCAGAUCUAGUCAUCAUCAUGCAUAAGAAUCAGCUUCAGGAGGUGGCUCAGAAGAACGGCUAUAACCUCCCCUCAUACGCAUGCAUUCGCGAGGGCCCAGACCACGCCCCGAAAUUCAAAGCCACAGUCCUUUUCAACGGCGAGACUUACGUAAGCCCGGGUUACUUCGUAUCGCUCCGCCAGGCGGAGCACGCAGCGGCGGAGGUGGCCCUCAGGAGCCUCUCCGAGUGCAGCCCGUCGCAGUCCAUCGCCACAGUCCUCGACGAGUCGGGCGUCUGCAAAAACUUGUUACAAGAAACGGCGCAGCGCGCAGGCGUGCCGCUGCCAAAUUAUAAUACCGUGCGGUCGGGUCCCGGGCACCUGCCGGUGUUCACGUGCACGCUGGAGGUGGCGGGGCUGCAGUUCUCGGGGGAGGCUGGGCGGACGAAGAAGCAGGCGGAGAAGAAUGCCGCACUGUCCGCCUGGUUCGCGCUGAAACGACAUGCCGGCCGCAAUCAGACGGGUCCCAUGGAGGACUUCGACGUGACGGACGAGCAAGAGCAGAGCUCUAUCGCGCGCGCUCUCGCCAACGCGUACAACGCAAGCGCCAUUAAGAGCAGCCCCGCUAUUCUCUCGCACCCGGCAGACGUUUCCCACUGCGCGUACCUCCCCUCGCCGUCCCCCAAGGGCAUCGCGUCCGCGCCGCUCUACACGCGCAACCGCAGCUCCGUCUCGCAGAAGCCCAACCCAGGUCCCCUCUACGUGCCGCGCCACGUCAGCGCCGGCCGGACGUCAGAGUCUGGUGCUGGCAGCAGCAACGGCCGCAUGAUGACGUCAUCGUCGUUCAAGAUGCGUGAGGUGACCAUCCGCGAAUGUUCCGUCGAGGAUUCGCUUCCGGAGACCCUCGGGAGCAUCAUGGGUGCGCCUCCGCAGUUCCCGCGCAUGACCCACUCCAGCCCGCACAUUGAGCCGCCGGCGCCGACGUACACUCGCCGGUCGGCUGCCGGCCGGUCGAACGGUUCUGCCGACAUCGGCAGCAGCGUGCCGAACUUCCCCACGCAGCCGCUUGUCUCCCAGUCCGUGCCACGUCAGCCUGGUCUCGGUCUCCCCCAAUCGGAGCAAUCCGCGGGGAGUCAGACCUCUCGCUACACGAACAUAGCCAUCAAGCCCGGUAUGGCGUAUCAGCCGCGGUCGGCGCGCGGAGGGCAGUCUAAGCCUAACUACAACACCGGAACUUCGUCGUAUGUCGCUGCGGAACGGAUGGACAACGCCGUAAGCGACGGGCGCUGGACGCACAACAGUCGCCCAAUGAGCUCGAACGGGGGGGGGUUGCUCCCGAACCCCACGGACGUAUCGGGUUCUGCCACGUGGAACACGAGGCAGUCCAGCAGCAUGCCGUAUUGGCCCGUGCAGUCUGCUAUGGGUAUGCCGUCGUAUAGCCGGCCGGUGUCCGGUUCCUUCGCUGGCGGUAGGACUGGUGGGCUUGCGGCUGGCGUGGGCGGCAGCGGAGAUCCCAAGGGGAAGCAGUGCCGCACCGAGCUGGAGGAGGACGUCUCCGCGGCUGAGGCGACCACCCGCCAGAUGCUCAACCACCUCUGCUUGUGACGGGGGACGUUUCAUUGAUGCUGCACAACAGCAGUUUAGCGUGAAUGCUUGAGGAUUUUCCUCCCCCCAUCUAACCCCCCCACUCCCCCUAUCGUAUCUCGUUCAUAUGUUGAAGGGGAGAACUCUCUGCGAGUGAUACCUCACUCCCCUAACCAUGCACUUCUCUCUGCACCUCCAUUUUACAGCACCGGCUGUAGUGGCAGUGCAUAUUUAGGGGACUGUCAGCUCAAUACUUGGCAACUGAACAUGUUCACUUUGUUAUGGAAUCUCAAUAAGGGUGUCUUUCUUUCUUUGCCUGUU